Molecule: messenger RNA, 2497 nt
Organism: Coregonus clupeaformis (lake whitefish)
Lineage: Eukaryota; Metazoa; Chordata; Actinopteri; Salmoniformes; Salmonidae
Product: CTP synthase 1-like
Exons: 18
Coding region: 200-1969 (589 amino acids)
Biological process (GO): pyrimidine nucleobase biosynthetic process; CTP biosynthetic process
Cellular component (GO): cytoophidium; cytoplasm
Molecular function (GO): CTP synthase activity; identical protein binding
Source: RefSeq, a predicted model, not a curated record
CGGCCGCGAGGUCUUCUUUGUGUCAGUGUGCGUCACACGUGUACCAACACAGAAUAACGUGCGUAGGCAAGUAGUAACAAUAUCGUGCAUGACACAGAAUACAUGAAGAAUUGACUUUCGACCAUUUCAUGUGUGAUCAUCCUGGGGCUUGUGCGGAAGAUUUCAUCUGUAUUUGUAUAAUUCGGUUUCACAUGCCACUAUGAAGUACAUCUUGGUCACUGGCGGUGUCAUAUCCGGAAUUGGCAAGGGCAUCAUUGCCAGUAGUGUGGGCUUAAUCCUGAAGUCCUGUGGUCUGCAUGUGACUGCCAUCAAAAUCGACCCCUACAUCAACAUUGAUGCUGGCACCUUCUCACCUUAUGAACAUGGUGAAGUGUUUGUGUUGGACGAUGGAGGUGAGGUGGACCUGGAUUUAGGAAACUACGAGCGCUUCCUGGACAUCAGACUAACCAGGGACAACAACCUAACCACGGGCAAAAUCUACCAGUCAGUCAUCAACAAGGAGAGGAGGGGAGACUACCUGGGCAAAACUGUACAGGUGGUGCCACACAUCACAGAUGCCAUUCAGGAGUGGGUGAUGAAGCAGGCCAAGAUCUCAGUGGAUGACGAUGGGGUGGAGCCACAAGUCUGCGUUAUAGAGUUGGGAGGCACUGUGGGAGACAUUGAGAGCAUGCCAUUUAUCGAGGCCUUCAGACAGUUCCAGUUCAAAGUGAAGAGGGAUAACUUCUGUAACAUUCACGUCAGCUUAGUCCCACAGCCCAUUGCAACAGGAGAACAGAAGACUAAACCCACUCAGAACAGUGUCCGAGAGCUCCGUGGACUAGGACUCUCCCCAGACCUGAUCAUGUGCCGCUGUGCGACACCUCUGGAGAAUGCUGUCAAAGAGAAGAUCUCCAUGUUCUGUCACGUAGAGCCCACGCAGGUGAUCUGUGUGGCAGACGUGUCGUCCAUCUACAGAGUACCCCUCCUACUGGAGGACCAGGGGGUGGUGGGCUACAUCUGCCAGCGGCUGGACCUGCCUAUUGAGAUGAGGGCCAGGAAGAUGCUCACCAAGUGGAAGGAGAUGUCCGACAGGUCUGACCGACUCCUGGAACAUGUGUCUGUCGCCCUGGUAGGGAAGUACACAAAGUUCUCUGACUCAUAUGCUUCUGUCAUCAAGGCCCUGGAGCACUCAGCCCUCGCCAUCAACCACAAACUAGAGAUCAAGUUCAUAGACUCUGCAGACCUAGAGCCAAAUACACUGCAGGAGGAGCCUGUGAAGUACCAUGAGGCCUGGCAGAAACUCUGCAGUGCUGAUGGUGUCUUGGUACCUGGAGGCUUCGGUGUACGGGGGACAGAGGGGAAAAUCCAAGCUAUCAGCUGGGCCAGGAAAAAGAAAAAGCCAUUUUUAGGGGUAUGUUUGGGCAUGCAGUUGGCAGUGUGUGAAUUUGCCCGCAAUGUUCUUGGCUGGCAAGAUGCCAACUCUACUGAAUUCCACCCAGAAUCUAAACACCCUGUGGUGAUUGACAUGCCAGAACACAACCCUGGGCAGAUGGGUGGGACUAUGAGGUUGGGGAAGAGGCGGACCAUCUUCAAAUCCAACACCAGCAUUUUGAGAAAGCUGUAUGGCGAUGCUGAAUAUGUUGACGAGAGGCAUCGCCACCGCUUUGAGGUGAAUCCUGAGCUGAAGCACCACUUUGAGGAGAGGGGCUUCCAUUUUGUCGGCCAGGACGUGGAGGGAGAGAGGAUGGAGGUCAUUGAGCUGGAUGAUCAUGCCUAUUUUGUUGGAGUGCAGUACCACCCAGAGUUCACUUCUCGUCCUAUCAAGCCCUCGCCCCCCUACUUUGGCCUCCUGCUGGCUGCAGCAGGGAAACUCCAGAGCUACCUACAGAAAGGUUGUCGCCUCUCACCACGAGACGCAUACAGUGACCUCAGCGACAGCAGCUCUCCAGAGUCUGAGAUUGCUGAACUGAAAUUCCCGUCUGUCCCCUAGGAGUUACCAGUUACAUGCACCUGUUGCUCUGUUUAUGCUGGUACUGCUGUUACAGGGACUAUUUCAUUGUGCCUGUUCACCUCACCUGUUUGAACUCAAUACAGCAGCCUCCGCUCAUCUACCUGAAAAUAAAUACCUUUCAUAUCACCCAACAGAAGGUCAAAUUACUGAGAAAAGUAGCUCUCUGAAAUGACGCAGGCAACCAAAAUGGCAAGAUUUUAGACUAUUGUUAGGCAUUUAUCACUACAAUUGAAUGCAACAUAUCAGCAUUACUAUGCCCCCCCCCCUUUUUAAAAAAAAAUGUUAUUCUUCAAAGUGAAACUUUGGCUAAGAACACUAUUGUUAUUUGUUAGGCCAGAAGGAACAACGGUGUGAAUACAGAUUGAUAAUAUAUGUAAAUGUAGUCAGAUGUAUGUGCUUGUCAAUUUCCCUCAGAAAAAGCCACCCAGCCAGGUGUUAUUGAAUAAAACAGUGAUGCACUAAUGAAUGAAUGGAAGAUGAAAAUAAAGAAUCUGUGAAUUUUGUCCA